This is a messenger RNA of Protopolystoma xenopodis, 216 nucleotides long. NCBI's taxonomy places the organism in Eukaryota, Metazoa, Platyhelminthes, Monogenea, Polystomatidea, Polystomatidae. The record is from the annotation of a GenBank genome assembly.
AUACUGAGCGAUCUCAUGAUGCCGCCGAGUACCACAGUUCCCAGUCUUCAAGAUAUGUGGAAAGCAGGAAAGCAAGUGAUCGCAUUCAUGACUACAAAUGAGUUUUCCGGGGACUCGAACGAGCUAUUCUGGCCAGAAACUCGGAUUAUUUCACAUUGGGCCAAUACAACAAAAGCUGAAGAGCUCAUCUGCUUCCUAAACAAGACCUCAGAGUAA